This is a messenger RNA of Adineta steineri, 987 nucleotides long. Lineage: Eukaryota; Metazoa; Rotifera; Eurotatoria; Adinetida; Adinetidae. The record is from the annotation of a GenBank genome assembly.
AUGAAAAAAACUUUUUGUCGAUGUUCAUGUUUUUUUAAAAGUAAUAUCUAUUUGGAACAAAUUGGUGCUCAUGUACAUUAUAUAGAUGAUGAGCAAUUUCGAAAAGAACAUCAACAAUUAGCUUCGGAUAAAAAUGAUAUUGAACAAUUAUUAAAUUCUGUACAUAAAGAAAUUAAUCGUCGACAAACACUUGAUACAGAUGCACGUAUACGUAAAGAAAAAAUUCGUAAAGAAUAUCAACCAUUAUAUCCCGAACUUUAUCAAUUUCAAUCGAAAUUUUUAUCUGAACAUUUCAAACAAAUAUGUGCACAACCAAAAUCUUCUAAUGAAUAUUUGAAAAAAUUUAAUAAUGGAAUUUAUUCAAUACCAGUAUUUACAACAGAAUUUUGUACAAAAUUUAUUGAUGAAUUAAAACAUUUUGAAGCAUCACCAAUGCCGAAAGGAAGACCAAAUACUAUGAAUAAUUAUGGCGUUCUUUUAGAUGAAUUAGGAUUUUCAAAUUUUAUUGAUGAAUUACGUAAUCAAUAUUUAAAUCCUCUUGUUAAAGCUUUAUAUAGUGAUGAAUAUGUAGGUGAUACAGGAUUAGAUUCACAUAAAGCAUUUGUUGUUUCAUAUAAAAUUGGUCAAGAUAUUGAUCUUGGUUAUCAUUAUGAUAAUGCCGAAGUUACACUGAAUGUAUCACUUGGAGCACAAUUUGAAGGUGGUGACUUAUAUUUUGGUACUAUGGCGAAAGCUAAUCGUACAGUAUUUUCAAAUUUCACAUUUGUUGAACAUAUGCCUACUUUUGGUAUCUUGCAUCGCGGUCAACAUCUUCAUGGUUCUGAACCAAUAACAUCUGGUGAACGAUAUAAUUUUAUUAUAUGGAUGCGUUCAUCUUCUAAACGUAAUCAACUUUGUCCAAUGUGUUGGCAAAAACCUGAAUAUCUUAUACCCGUUGAAUCUGAUAGUUAUGGUGAUGGAAUGACUAAUUCAAUUGAGAACAUCUAG